Triticum urartu is the source of this 781-nucleotide messenger RNA. NCBI's taxonomy places the organism in Eukaryota, Viridiplantae, Streptophyta, Magnoliopsida, Poales, Poaceae. The record is from RefSeq and is a predicted model, not a curated record.
CAUGGCUUCCCACCUCACCUCUGCAUCUCUAGCCACGCUACUCGCGGCCGGCAUGGCCACCGUCCUUUUUGCCUCCGCCGCCCACGGCGUGGGCACGCAGGGUGCCCCCAAACAUCUCCACUUCUACAUGCACGACUCCAGCACUGGCCCCAAACCCACCACCGUUCUGAUCGCCAACGGGACCGGCCAGCCGCUCAAGGGCUCCGGCGGCAGCGCCCGGUUCGGUGACACAAUUGUCAUGGACGACCGCCUCACGGAGGGCCCUACGCCGGCCUCGAGAGUCGUUGGGCGUGCCCAGGGAUUCUACGUGACGGCGUCUCAGGGCGACCCCGCGGUGCUCCUCACCAUGAACGUCCUGCUCGCCGACGGGCCUUACAACGGGAGCUCGCUGGCCGUGAUGGGCCGCAACAACGUCAUGAUGCCGGAGCGGGAGCUGGCGGGGGGUGGGGGGACCGGGGUUUUCAGGAUGGCGACGGGGUACGUGCUCUGGAAAACCGCGAGCUGGCGUGGGGGGAGCGCCGUCCUCGAGCUGGAUGCCUUCGUCUACGUGAGUCCGGCGGCCGCCGGUGCAUGAAAUGGCACAUGGUUUGCGGGGUUGCAGCCUCUUUUUUCAGUGUGUUGAGAAUAACAUGCUCGUUGCAUUGCUUGUAGUUACCAUCGAUAUGUGUGUUGUUUCCGGUUUGUGUCCUACUAUUUUUUUCUCGAAAAGGAGGAUAAAACCCCCGGGGCUGUUUGUGUCCUACUGUACUUCACUGUGUUGAAAUGAAUCUUGUCACUUUAA